UCAUUUUAUAAUGUCCAUGUGGUAUUUGUAGGGUGGAAAUGUAACCUGCACAAAGAACCAGUGUAACCUUCCCUGUCAACACCCCUAUCAUCAACUAGGACAUUGUUGCCCUGUAUGCAAUGAUUGUAUGUUUGAAGGAGAACAUAUUCUGAACUCUGAAACAGUUUUUAAAGCUGGAAAAGAAUGUCAGUCAUGUACAUGUAAGAAUGGUAAUGUUUCUUGUGAACCUGUACCUUGUCCUGCAGACUGUAUUCUGUCAGGGACUGUUGAUUUUACAUAUCAGCAUGGCAAUAUCUUCCAGCCUGAGGCUGAUCCAUGUGUUCAGUGCAUUUGUCUGAAUGGCAGCAUAUCUUGUUUUGUUACUUCUUGUGACAAGGACUGUGACCAUGGAGUAUAUUCCCAAGAUCAGUGCUGUUCAAGUUGUGAUGCUUGUGAGUAUAAAGGUGCUAUUCACAGUAGUGGAGAAACAUUUCUCAGCAUAGAAGGUGAAGAUUGUAAAAAGUGCUCAUGUAAGUUAGGUACAGUUCAUUGUGAACAAGAAAACUGCAGAGAGUUGGAUUGCCCAAUAGAGCGUCGUGAACAACUUCCCAAUUCAUGCUGUUCUGUGUGCUUAAACCAUACCAGCCAGUAAAAGUCUUAUCUGAUUGGCUUUUGAAGAAUUUACAUGUAAGAAUUGGGUUUACAAAGAAAAGGUAUUAUCACUGGAAUAUAGUUAUGUGUACUAACAAAACUUAAUGGUGAUUUACUGGUGAUGGCCUCUUACAGUCACCUUAUACUUAAUAGAUCAUGGAAGCUUGAUAAAGACAAAAAAGGUGAAAUUUGUAUUUUACUUUUUUUUCUAUGGAAAUAUACCAUAGAAUUUGUUCUCAUGGAAUAACAAAUUGCUGCUACCAUGAUUUGCUGAGGAUUGCAAUUUUGAGCAAUAACAUCUGCAAUCCUCCAAGUCAAAGAAUAAUACAGUGUUUGAAUAGUGUUCGUUCUGUGUACAUACAGUAUGGAAUUAAGGCUAUGAGGGGCCUAAGGCUAAUAGGAGGGAAGGGCCUAAGUAUGUACUACAUAUUGCAUAAAAAAUUAAUAAAUUCAUCAAACAAAUUUAUUUAUUUAUCCAAAAUUAACAAAUUUAUCCAAAUUUAAAAUAAAUUCAUCAAACAUAAAAAAUUCAAUACACUUGUUUCUUCAAACAAAAAUUGGUACUUUUCUGGCUCUGGCUGUCACAAACUCAUCAAUGAUGUUAUUGUAAUUCAAAGACCUGACAAUUUCACUCUCAAUGCUCAAGAGGGACAAAGAAUUGAGAUGGUCUUAAUUCCUAGUAGGUUGUAAGACAUAUUUGACCCUUUUUAGAAGAGACAGGGAAUGUUCUCCACUACUAUUAGUGAUCUCUUGUGACAAAUACAACCAUAAUGCAGUUUCAACAUUUGGAAAACAUUCAAUCUUAUUGAAUUUAAUAAUAACAGUACAUCCAAAUAGGUUUACUUUCAUUGUCUUUUUUCUAAAUAUCCGAGAAGGAUGUAAAUUCAACAAAUUGCUGAAAUUCUUUAGUAAAAUCCAUUGGAAGAUUGUCUGGGUGUUUCUGACACAGAUAUUUGGUACCUUUACUGACUUGGGAAUUUGACAUAUAUUAGGAAAAACAUUUGCCAGGACAUUAUAGGAUUUGUCAUUAUCAGCAUAGGCUUAUAUCUAUUGUUCUAAUGCACUCUUCUGCUUGUCAAUGAUUGUGAUGAAAUUAUUAACUCUGAAAGCCUCCUUGCUGCUAAUAUGUGAGCAGUUGCAUCUAGACAUGUCUUCUGUCUUUUUUGGCAUUUGGCUGAUUUGUACUCUUGGUUAGCAUUCCUUGCCAUCCCCUGAGCCUCAUAUGCAUCCAAACUGUCCCACAUUUGUUGGAGAACAAUUCCUAGGCUCUUUAAUAUGUUUACAGCAGUGGAAAGGUUGAUUUAAGCACUUUGC
This is a messenger RNA of Limulus polyphemus (Atlantic horseshoe crab), 1944 nucleotides long. Its product is annotated as kielin/chordin-like protein. NCBI's taxonomy places the organism in Eukaryota, Metazoa, Arthropoda, Merostomata, Xiphosura, Limulidae. The transcript has 6 exons. The coding region runs from base 128 to 631 and encodes 167 amino acids. The record is from RefSeq and is a predicted model, not a curated record. Gene Ontology annotation, molecular function: protein binding.